UCGCUCCUGGUUGGCCAACAUUUAACCUGAACAUGUGUUUCCGCGUGUAGAGACUCCUUCACUUCUUCGGCGUGUUGUCUGUUCCUGUUCAGCAGCAGCAGGUUUUAGUUCACAGCUGAUUUAUUAAUAAGUAGAGUGUGUUUUUUUGUCAGUGAGAUGAGUCCAGUGUGUGACUGCUGUGGUGAAACCAUCCGUAAACUGAACCAACAGGUUUCUGUGAUGAGGAGAGAGAUCAAGAACCUCAGGCAGAUGUUGGACAGCUCAGUCCGAGCUCAUCGUAAACACAUGACAACUCUUCAAUCUGCUGUGGCACAGAUUGGACUGAGAGAAGCUGCUGACAGAGACCACACACCUUCACCUUUACCACCUCCACCCCCUUCACCCUCACCUUCACCACAGGCUGCACUAGAGACAGGAAACAUCCAGACGGUCCCGAUCGGUUUCAUCAGUUCCUGUUUCUCAGUGAAGAACGGGACGCCCAGACAGCCGACGGUCUGCGGUCAAUCCAGAGCAGAACUGAGGAUCCAGCAGAGGGUCUUCAACAACCCGGAUCACGCUCUGCUGGGACUAGACCAGUUCUCUCACGUCUGGAUCAUCUUUCUCUUUCAUAAAAAUGGCCACCUGAGUUACAAAGCCAAAGUGAAGCCUCCCAGGCUGAACGGUCAGAGAGUCGGUGUUUACUCCACACGCAGCCCACAUCGACCAAACGCCCUCGGUCUGACUCUGGCCAAACUGGAUAAAAUUGUAGGUGACACUUUAUAUCUGUCAGACAUCGACAUGAUUGCAGGAACGCCGGUCCUGGACAUUAAACCCUACAUCCCAGAGUACGACUCACCUCAGACCAGGAUCCACAUGGAUUCAGAACCUUAUGAACUAAACACACACCAACCAAGUGAAACUACUGUGGACGAGUCUGAUUCCUUAAACCUCCAUAAAGACUCAGAACCAGACUCUGCUCAGUCAAGACCUGAAUCUGGAGGUGAUGUUCCUGCAGCAGGUUCAUCUGGAGUCAGUACUCAGUCCUCCCUGCACAGAGACCUGCAGGGUGUGCUGGAGGAGGUCAGGGCUUAUGUGACCCAACGUGACCUCUACCAAAGUGAGGACCAAAUGUCAGAGUCUCCAAAGAGGAAGCAUCCAGAGUCGAAAGUGGAUCGGCCCUGCUAUGGAGAGGAGGUCUACAGUACCAUUGCUGACUGGAUCAGAGAGCCUCCUGUGUCCGGUCUGGAGGUUCGCUUCACUCCUCACGCUGAGAGGCAGCUGGCAGAGUUCCUCCCCUCACACCUGUCAGGAUCCCCAGACCGAGUCGGACCCAGGUUCAGGUUCCUACGUAGUCCAGAGGAGGCGGCCGCCGCCAUCAGAGGGGUGCUGGCAGCUGACCCGCGGUCUGUUUACAGGAGGACUCGCUGCAGGGACCGACUCUUCUUCUUCACCCUGGACACGGCAGACAUCACCUGCUGGUUUGGACAGGGCUUCGCUGAGGUGCUGCAGGUCCAACCUGUUGAGAGCUGAGGCGCUGCAGGUCCGAUCUGUCAAGAGCCAAACUGCCACUGUGUGAGAAACUGUUUCAGUGCAGAUGUUAGAGCUGGAUACUGUCACUCAUGUGUUCAGAGCAACAAAAACAGAGCCUGUAAAAUGUUCCAGGUUAUUUCUCUACUGACAGAUGUGUUUUUCAGUUAUGAGAUUUAUCACUCAAAUCAGAUGAAAUCAAAUUUAGUGUGGGUAGAUUAAAUAAAAGAUUAAUUUUAUUGUUUCAACCAUGUUCAGCAGCUGUGGUCAAACAUCUCUGCUAUGCAUCAUUACCUUUUUCAUAUCUCUGUCUUUAUUCAAAGGAAGCAACUGGUCCUCUGCUGAGAGUGAAAAAUAAACUGAGCAUGAAUGAA
Molecule: messenger RNA, 1880 nt
Organism: Lates calcarifer (barramundi perch)
Lineage: Eukaryota; Metazoa; Chordata; Actinopteri; Centropomidae
Gene: trmo
Product: tRNA methyltransferase O
Exons: 6
Coding region: 157-1509 (450 amino acids)
Source: RefSeq, a predicted model, not a curated record